UGUUGUAUAUUGUUUGCGUUCAAAUACUAACGGGCGCACACCUUGGGCUUCAGAAGGCACGCCGGGGCAGGGCCCGGGGUCUGCACUUGUAACCACGGCCUCGGGUGGGUUUGAUGAGAUGGUUUAGAGUAGACUAUACUUUGAAAAGCGGAGUGGAACGGGUAAGGAUGGUGAUACAAGAGUCAGCUGUUCCAAGGUGUCCUGUUUUGGCUGCGUUGGAGGCUUAAGGCUUAGUCCGGGCUUAUUCACACCUUUGCACAUUCACAAAGCGGGGGCGUCGCGGCGUCAGUCCCUGAGGCACCAGCGACGAGGAAACUCGCCCACGCUCCGGGCCAGCGACGCCGGCGCCACCCAAACCGCAGGUCCCCAAAGCUCCUCGGGCUUUUCUUCGUUCUCAUUCGAGCUCAGGUCCACGCGUUUUCUCGCCGCUUCCCGCCGGCGCCCAGGGUCCACCACCAGCUGCUAGUCCGGUGGGGGCUCCCACGGAAGCGACGCCCAGUCCCGCCUCCUGCUCGCCGGAACCGGAAGUCAGCGGCUGCAGCCCGUUCACCGCCCGCCCCGCGGGCCUCCCGCACCAUGCUCCGCGGUGCCCGCUGCCUGCGCGGGGCUCCCUCGGCUCCCUCCGCGGUCCUGGCGGUGGCUCUGCUCUCGUCGCUCUCGCGCUGCUCCCUCCCGGAGCCGGAGCAUCCCGCGGCCUCGGCGCUCAGCGCCUACUUCGGCACCAAGACUCGCUACGAGGAUGCCAACCCCGGGCUGCUGCGAGACCCCGAGUCGCCGCGGCGCGACCCGGAGCUGCUGGAGGAGACCUGCACCCCGGUGCAGCUGGUCGGCCUCAUCCGCCACGGCACCCGCUACCCGACGGCCAAACAGAUCCGCAAGCUGCGGCAGCUGCACGGGCUGCUGGAGGCCCGCGGGCCCGGGGGGGACCCGGCCGCCGCCGACGCCGCCGGCCGAGACCUGGGCGCCGCGCUGGCCGCCUGGCCGCUGUGGUACGCGGACUGGAUGGACGGGCAGCUGGUAGAGAAGGGGCGGCAGGACAUGCGACAGCUGGCGCUGCGCCUGGCCUCCCUCUUCCCGGCCCUCUUCAGCCGCGAGAACUACGGCCGCCUGCAGCUCAUCACCAGCUCCAAGCACCGCUGCGUGGAGAGCGGCGCCGCCUUCCUGAAGGGGCUGUGGCAGCACUACCACCCCGGGCUGACGCCCCCCGACGUUGCAGACAUGGAGUGUGGACCUCCAAGAAUUAAUGAUAAACUAAUGAGGUUCUUUGAUCAUUGUGAAAAGUUUUUAACUGAAGUGGAAAGGAAUGAUACGGCUCUUUAUCAUGUAGAAGCCUUCAAAACUGGACCAGAAAUGCAGAACAUUUUAAAAAAAGUUGCAGCUACUUUGCAAGUGCCAGUCAACAAUUUAAAUGCAGAUUUGAUUCAGGUAGCUUUUUUCACCUGUUCAUUUGACCUGGCAAUUAAAGGUGUUAAAUCGCCUUGGUGUGAUGUUUUUGACACAGAUGAUGCAAUGGUAUUAGAAUAUUUAAAUGAUCUGAAACAAUAUUGGAAAAGAGGAUAUGGGUAUACUAUUAAUAGUCGAUCCAGCUGCAUCCUGUUUCAGGAUAUCUUUCGGCACUUGGACAAAGCAGUUGAACAGAAAAAAAGGUCUCAGCCAAUUUCCUCUCCAGUCAUCCUUCAUUUCGGUCAUGCAGAGACCCUUCUUCCACUGCUUUCACUCAUGGGCUACUUCAAAGACAAGGAGCCCCUCACAGCUUACAAUUACAAGGAACAAAUGCAUCGGAAGUUCCGAAGCGGUCACAUUGUACCUUAUGCCUCAAACCUGAUGUUUGUGCUUUACCAUUGUAAAAAUGCUAAGACUCCUAAAGAAGAAUUCCGAGUGCAGAUGUUACUGAAUGAAAAGGUGUUACCAUUGGCUCACUCACAAGAAACUGCUUCUUUGUAUGAUGAUCUGAAGAACCACUACAAGGACAUCCUUCAGAGUUGUCACAGCAGUGAAGAAUGUCAAUUACCAAAGGUGAACAACACAUCUGAUGAGCUAUGAGUAACUGGAGAACAUUUUUAAUUCAUCAGGAAUCUAUAGGGUGUGAUUACAUGCUUGGAAUAGGUGGGCAAUCCCUGGUUACAGAAAGCUUUCACAUUACUUGGGCAUUUCCGUCUUCAUAGAAAAAUGUUGAGCUUCUUUUUGAGUCUGGACAUGAACGUGUAAGCAACAAUUCUUCACUGGAGCAGCUCUCUUAAGGGGAAAAAUAUCUAUUCAAAGAAAUAGUUGGCACUGCAAAUGUUUACAGAAGUUAAAUUCUUCCUAUUUUUACAAGAAAUCUCACACUGAGAAUAUGUUUUCAAAAUAAUGCUUGAAAAUGCUAGAGUAACAAAGGAUGUCAGUUGAAUGAUCCAUAACUUGAUUGAACCAAGUCCAGAAACUUUACCAGUUGUGCUGCAAUUCUCUCUUUUUUUUCCUCAAGUAGCACAAUUCUAUGUUGGGAGCGGUUAUAGGGUUAAGCCUCGGACUGACUUGCGACUUUCUCCCAACAGUUCUAGUAUUAUCUUUCUUAAUCAGAAAUAUUGUGAUACAAUGGGAAUAUCAUUUUGGAAGAAUGUUAAGAUCUCUCUUGAGAAUUUGAAACAAUAUUAAGCAGUCUGAUGUAAAAGGACACUUUGAUUGAAGAAAGACAAAAAAUAAAAUGUUUUUGUUAAUAGUAUUUAUAAAGUAUUUGAAGACUUUUUCAAUAAUUCCUUUUAGACUUCUACUAAGUCCUACAAGGCCAGUGUUUAAUUAUCAUACCUAUUUUAUAAUUAUAACAAUAGAAGGACAAAGAGGACCAUUUGCAAUGUCAGAUGGAUAGAAUCAAAGUUUCUUCAAUCCAGUGCUUAGCAGUUUUUAGCAUUCUGUCACUUUGCUUCAGUUUUUAUACAGGGUGUCCCAAAAAAUGUAUACACACUUUGAAUAAUUAUAAAAGCACUGUUUAUUAAAAGACAUUUCAUUUUUCAAAAUGUAGUAGAAUCAGCUGUUAAAGUUUAUGUAUACAUUUUGGGGGGACACCCUCUAUUUUGCUAUUAAAUCUUUUGAAAUAUC
Molecule: messenger RNA, 3075 nt
Organism: Eptesicus fuscus (big brown bat)
Lineage: Eukaryota; Metazoa; Chordata; Mammalia; Chiroptera; Vespertilionidae
Gene: MINPP1
Product: multiple inositol-polyphosphate phosphatase 1
Exons: 5
Coding region: 577-2043 (488 amino acids)
Molecular function (GO): inositol phosphate phosphatase activity; acid phosphatase activity
Source: RefSeq, a predicted model, not a curated record